UAAAAGCACCAUCAGCGUCCCAUUUUUCCCGCGGAACUAGAAUGCAGCAGUAGGCCGACACAGGGGACAGGACAACAUGGCUGCUGCUGCGGGCCGAUACUACGGAGAAGGUGGCAGAGCAACGAAAAGACAGAAAACUGAAGACGGAGGAAUGACAACGGAGAGCUACGAUGAUCCUCAUAAACCGCUGCCCUCCCCGGUGGUGCAUAUCAGGGGCUUGGUGGACGGUAUCAUGGAGGCUGACCUGGUGGAGGCCCUGCAGGAGUUUGGGGCGAUCAGUUAUGUGGUUAUGAUGCCCAAGAAACGCCAGGCACUGGUGGAGUACGAGGACAUGAAUGGCUCCUGUAAUGCUGUUACAUAUGCAGCAGAGAAUCAGGUUUACAUUGCAGGCCACCCUGCCUUCAUCAAUUACUCCACUAGUCAAAAGAUCUCCCGGCCAGGAGACUCAGAUGACACCCGGAGCGUCAACAAUGUGCUGCUGCUCACAAUCAUAAACCCCAUCUAUCCAAUCACCACGGAUGUGCUCUACACAAUUUGUAACAACUGUGGCCCUGUGCAGAGGAUUGUAAUCUUCAGAAAGAACGGUGUCCAGGCCAUGGUCGAGUUUGAUUCAGUCCAAAGUGCUCAGAGGGCAAAAGCUUCUCUGAACGGAGCAGACAUCUAUUCGGGCUGCUGCACUCUAAAGAUCGAAUAUGCCAAGCCUGCGCGCCUUAAUGUCUUCAAGAACGACCAGGACACAUGGGACUACACAAACCCUAACCUGAGUGGCCAAGAUGCUGAUGGUGAAGGCAAUUGGAACAAUUCACAAGAUCCCAAUGCCAAUCCCAACAAACGCCAGAGGCAGCCGGCUCUUCUGGGAGACCACCCCCCUGAUUAUGGUGGCCCGCAAGGAGGUUAUCAUGGCUACAAUGAUGACAGCUACGGCCCCCCUCCUCCCCAUCGCAUGGGGCCGGGUAUGGGUGGCCGUGGCCGUGGUAGCCAACGUUAUGGUCCUGGAUAUGGACCACCACCACCUGAGUAUGGUCCUCAUGCCGACUCCCCAGUUCUAAUGGUGUAUGGCCUGGAACCCUUGAAGAUCAAUGCUGAUAAGGUUUUCAACAUCUUUUGCCUCUACGGCAACGUGGAGAGGGUCAAGUUUAUGAAGAGUAAGCCUGGAGCAGCAAUGGUAGAAAUGGGGGACUGCUACUCUGUGGACAGGGCCAUCACUCACCUCAACAACAACUUCCUUUUCGGACAGAAACUCAAUGUUUGUGUGUCGAAGCAGCAGGCUAUUGUGCCAGGGCAAUGCUACCAGUUAGAGGACAACACUAGCAGCUUCAAAGAUUUCCACGGGUCCCGCAACAACCGCUUCACCUCCCCGGAGCAGGCGGCUAAAAACCGAAUCCAGCACCCCAGCAACGUCCUACACUUCUUUAACGCACAGCCCGAUAUUUCUGCAGAGAUCUUCAACCAGGUCUGUGAAGAACUCGGAAUUAAGAGCCCCACAAGUGUGAAGCUUUUCACUGGAAAGAGUGAGCGGAGUUCAUCUGGUCUGCUUGAGUGGGAAUCCAUAAAUGAUGCCAUGGAAGCUCUGGCUUUGAUGAACCAUUAUCAGAUGAAAAACCCUAGUGGGCCUUACCCUUACACACUGAAGCUGUGUUUCUCAACCACACACCAUGCCAACUAAAUACUCUCCUCAGAAUAUUUGUAACGUUUUGUGUCUUUGCAUUGAGUAUACUGCAGUUCUGUUGUCACGCACCAUUAAAACAGUAUUGACAAAAACUAAGAUUAAUGUGCUUUAGAAAAUGUUACUUAAAUUAUACUUUUUUUAAUGAUUUAUUUUAAUUUUACAAACUUUUUCAAUCAGUUGUUUGUUUUGUAUGUUCACAACACUAGAUCUGAACACCACCCCCAAGUUUUUGGUUUCUAAAUAAAGUGAACGCUAACUAUAAUGUGAGUACUGCUUUAACCUGUGUUCACAUCAUCAGAGAUGUUUUGUAUCAUCAUUUCUUCAGGUCCAUUCAUAGAAAUAAAGAUACAAUGGUUUGCCAGCUUUUACCAAGAGAAGCAGCUGUAGUUUUGUGCUCCUGCAGAAGUGGUGAAGGAACUGCUGAUCAGCGUUAUUGGAUAGCAGAAGUGAAAAUGUCCUCUUUAGGCAGCAUUCAGUCUUUAUCAACAUCAAGUUGUUAAUUCUUUUUGGUAAACAGUGCUGUGAAUAUUACUUUUGCUGGAAGUUAAUUAGUGAAGCAUUAAAUGUGCUAAUUACCUUUACUUUUUUUUUUUUCAAAUGUUAGAACAUCUAUUUACAAGCCCUACAUUAAUUAAAGCACAUUUUAAAAAAUGGAAACAUUUCUUCUGUACCUUUUAAAUUAUGCAAUCACCUUAAAGUUUUUUUUCGAUGUUCUUGAGUUAUUCACAGCACUUUUAAAUAUAUCAGUAGAUAGAGAUACCUUUAUUUUUAACCAGACCACACUAUCUUUAGAGUAUACAGACAUUUGUAGUAUUUUACAACAUUAUUUCUCCCAAAGUAGUAACUUUCUAGAGAAAAAGAUUUUGUUGCACACAGAAGGGACACAUUUUUAAAGAAUGUUUUGUUAAAGAUCUCAAAGAAUCUAGAAUUUUUAGAAAAUAAUUUAGAGAAAAUAUUUUUUUCCCUUGUCAGUAUGGGAUUUUUUUAUAUGCUGAAACCUCCCCGAGUAUAAUUAAAAGCCAACACCAUGGCUGAGUAUUUCCACAUUUAGCCUGCAGUGCACUGAUGUCGGUCUCAAAAACAGACCUCAGGGUUCCAGAGAUCAUAUACCUAAAGAACCAGUCCUGUCAGUGGAAACUGCUUAAGGGGUAUUAGAACUGGUUUCUGGUCAGUGUUCAUGACUCAACAAUAAGGAAAAGACUGGGCAAAAAUGGCAUCCAUGGACAAAAACCACUGCUGACCAAAAAGAACAUAAAGGCUCGUUUUACUUGUGCAAUCAUCUGAAUGAUCCCCAAGACUUUGAAGGGAAUAUUCUAUGGACUGACCUUUUUGGAAAUUGUGUGUCUCGUUACAUCUGAAGUAGAAAGUCACAGCAUUUCAGAAAAAGAACAUCAUGCCAACAGUCAAACAUGGUGGCGGUAGUGUGAUGGUCUGGGGCUGCUUCAGAACCAUGAAUUCUGUUCUCCACCAGAAAAUCCUGAAGGAGAAUAUGUGACCUCAAGCUGAAGCGCACUUGGGUUCUGCAGCAGGACAACGAUCCAAAACACACCAGCAAGUCGACUUCUGAAUGGCUUAAAACAGCCGUAUUCAACUAAAAUUCAAAGAGAUCCAGUCAGAGAAAAUGUAUUAAAGCAAAGGUCCGGAACAUCAUAAAGUCUGCCUUCAAUUAGUGCGAUAUAUGAUGAUGUGACCUAGAAGUUUUAUCAGCGUGUGCAUGUAAUCAAUAACUGACCAUCAAAUCAAAUAAAUUCAGUACGGUUCAAAAACAUUUUGACAACAUUUAUUAACAAAUAACUUUUGAUGUAACUGUACAUCUUAAAAUUAAGUGCAGAACUUGAAAAAAUAAUGACUAAACAACCCAAACCAGCUUGUAUACAUCUUUAACAAUACCCAAAUCUCAAAAAAUGUAAACAAUUGCACACUUUUACAUUUUUUUUCCUGUCUUGUCACUCCCCUUAUAUCCCUGCUGCUUAAUGGGAGAACUGAACUGCAGUUUGCCCUGCCAGUAUUUUUUGAAUUGUGUAUUUUGAAUUGUGGUCUGAAUGGUGUCAGGGUUGUUCUCAAACACAUUUGGAGCUCAUUGGUCAGUCUGGAACCAUAUUCAGGUUUGAUUAUGUUCAUAGUUGAGAAAGGUGCCUCCAGCUGUAUGUUGAGCCAAACAUGGUGAGCAUGUGCAGGACUAUUUCCCUCUCAGUGUCGCUUUAUUCAUUUUCCUUUUUUGUCUGUCCUUCACCUCUCACCUGUUUUCUGAACGUGGAGCUGUGAUGUUUAGCAGCUGCAAUGCAGAGACUUCUCUCCUCUGUUGUUGACACUGUUCUUGUGAAAUUAGCGGCAGUGAUAUCUGAUUUGCAUAAACAGACCAGUGCAAAACCGGUGGAUUGUGUUUAGGCUAAAUCUGAAGAAAUUUUGAAUUAUAGCAAAAAUCAUUCUUUAAUGUUUGAUGGCAUUCCAGUAUAUACAAGUUGUAAAAUUUGAGAUUGUGGUAUGACGUUUUGUAGAGAAGCAGUCUGUAUUACUGAUGAAAUUACGCAAAUGCUGCCUGAAAUAUAUUCAGAAUGGAAUGUAAAAUAAUUGUAGAUGGUGUAAAAACAAACUAAAGAACUUUUUUCAAAUAAACUUUUGAAUUGACA
Messenger RNA from Amphiprion ocellaris (clown anemonefish), 4299 nucleotides. RefSeq names its product heterogeneous nuclear ribonucleoprotein L (gene hnrnpl). The record is from RefSeq and is a predicted model, not a curated record. Lineage: Eukaryota; Metazoa; Chordata; Actinopteri; Pomacentridae. Gene Ontology annotation, biological process: regulation of RNA splicing; mRNA processing. The transcript has 14 exons. The coding region runs from base 77 to 1666 and encodes 529 amino acids. Gene Ontology annotation, cellular component: nucleus. Gene Ontology annotation, molecular function: mRNA binding.